Opisthorchis viverrini is the source of this 849-nucleotide messenger RNA. RefSeq lists its product as hypothetical. The coding region runs from base 1 to 849 and encodes 282 amino acids. The record is from RefSeq and is a predicted model, not a curated record. The transcript has 2 exons. Gene Ontology annotation, biological process: carboxylic acid metabolic process. Gene Ontology annotation, molecular function: oxidoreductase activity, acting on the CH-OH group of donors, NAD or NADP as acceptor. NCBI's taxonomy places the organism in Eukaryota, Metazoa, Platyhelminthes, Trematoda, Opisthorchiida, Opisthorchiidae.
AUGUCAGGUGUUCUGAAACGUGUUACCCCAGGUGGUACAGAACCCUCUGCAAGAACAAAGAUAUCGGUGGUCGGUGCCGGUUCGGUUGGAAUGGCCGCUGCUUUUUCACUAAUGGAAAUAACCGGUGAGCUUUGUAUAGUUGAUGUGGCAACCGAUAAAGUGAUGGGUGAAGUUCUCGACUUACAGCACGGGGAACAAUUUACGAGAAGAUGUAAAGUGCACGGAAGCGGUGAUUACAAGGAUACUGCGAAUUCGGAUAUUGUAGUUAUUACGGCGGGAGCAAGACAAGUCGAGGGGGAGACACGACUGGAUUUGGUGCAAAGAAAUGUUGACAUAUUCAAGCGCAUAAUUCCUGAGGUAAUCAAGCACAGCCCAAACUGCAUCAUCGUUGUAGUCUCAAACCCGGUUGACGUUUUGACAUAUGUUGCAGCCAGACUCAGUGGUUUUCCACCAAAUCGUAUCAUGGGAACCGGGACAUUGCUGGACAGUGCAAGAUUUCGCCAUCUUCUUGGAGAAAAAUUGGGGGUGUCGGCUAAUUCGGUGCAUGCAUAUAUCAUUGGAGAGCAUGAUUACAAACAGCGGCGCGUGUUUUCUCCAUAUGACGUCGGCACACCUAGCCGUUCGGACUGUCUUAAUGCUCAUAAUAAACAAACAGGUAAUUACGUAUUAGACAACUGCCAUGUUGUCUAUGAACACGCUGAUAUCGCGUGGCUUCACGGACACGUUGGAAUAACCUACGCUUAUGUAUGCGGGUUACGCUUGAACGGUUGUUUAAAUUCAAAAUUCACUUAUCCACCCGGAAUAAUGAGCAUUUUCCAAAUUGAGAUCUAUUCGGACGAAAGAGGUUGA